AUGCACUCCCAGACGCCGAUAUCUGCAUAUCCAGUGCGGGAUUGUUCUCCUGCAGCCAUUCCUUUUCCGUCUGUGUUUGGAGCAGAGAUCAUAUCAAUCACUGCCAACCGCGUCGACGAUGCCUCUAUCCCUAUUGCGGCGGAGAACCCCUUUGGUCGCCGACCCGAGAAUGCUGAAAAUUUCAGCUACUGUAAUGUCACUGUCUCACAUACCCAUCCAGGAUGGGGCGACACUCUUCGGACGCAGGUCUGGUUGCCAACGGAGAAUUGGAACCGACGCAUGCAGGGGAUCGGGGGCGCCGGGAUGGUCGCCGGCCUCUUCCCCUGGAAUGAGUUCCCUAUGUACAGCGCCGUCGGUCAAGGCUACGCCGCGAUGACCGUCGAUGGGGGACUACCGAGCUGGACGACAGAGGAUUGGGCUCUGCUCAGUCCUGGCAACGUCAACAAGUACCUCCUGGAAGAUUUCGCGUCACGAAGCCUCGCAGAUGGGACGUUGAUUGCGAAGAGUGUGAUCGAAAGCUUCUAUGGAGAGGCACCCCAAUACUCUUAUUGGGCGGGAUGUUCGCAAGGGGGCCGUCAAGGCAUGAUGCUCGCGCAGAAAUACCCGACCUUAUACGAUGGCAUUCAUGCCUCAGCUCCAGCUUUUAACUGGAACCAUCAAAUAGUUGGCAACUUCUGGCCACAGCAGGUUAUGAAUGAAAUGGAAGAGUACCCACGGCCCUGCGAGCUCCAGGCUCUUACAGAUGCUGCCAUCGAGGCAUGCGACGGCCUUGAUGGUGUCAAAGAUGGUCUCAUAUCCGAUAUGGAUGCAUGCUAUUUCGAUCCAUUCACCCUGGUCGGGAAGAGGAUCGGAUGUCCGGAUGUGCGGGGAAGGAUUCCCAUCAGCCAAGCCGCAGCGAUCAUUGCGGACGCCGUGUGGACCGGCUCGAAUGGGAACUCUCCUGAAUAUGGCAUGAUUGAUACCUAUGACCCCGAUUUGAGCGCCUUCCGUAAAGCUGGCGGCAAACUUGUCACAUUCCAUGGGUUGGCCGAUGAAAUCCUCCCGUUCGGAAACACCCGAAACUACUACGAAGAAGUCACCAAGCGAGACCCCGAUGUGGCAGACUUCUAUAGGUACUUUGAAACUCCUGGUCUCGGUCACUGCGGCGGCAACAUUGGUCCCGUUCCGAACGGAAUCUUCGAACGGCUGGUUGAUUGGGUUGAGCACGGGAAAACUCCCGAGUCGUUGACGGCGACUGGACCUCCUGAUAAACGUGGAAAGGUGAGAAAUCGGAUCUUGUGUCCGUAUCCUCAAAAGGCAAAGUAUGAUGGGAAAGGAGAUGUGAAUGCAUAUGACAGCUGGUCUUGCCAUUGA
This is a messenger RNA of Eremomyces bilateralis CBS 781.70, 1353 nucleotides long. Its product is annotated as tannase and feruloyl esterase. The coding region runs from base 1 to 1353 and encodes 450 amino acids. The record is from RefSeq and is a predicted model, not a curated record. Lineage: Eukaryota; Fungi; Ascomycota; Dothideomycetes; Eremomycetales; Eremomycetaceae. The transcript is spliced from 3 exons.